AUGGGUUGUUCGCCAUCAUUUCCAAGCCAGCACCAUCGCCGCCGAUCCCGCCAGGUCAGGAACUCCAGCAAGCCACCGCUCGCCCCAUGCGAGCAAGGCAGGUUGAGGACAAGGCCAAGGCGGCUUGGGCCAGCAAUCUUCGACUUGCAACAGGUCCUGGCAGGGAAGCUUGCUCUCAAGGUCUCUGUUGGAAAGGAACUGGACGAUGUUGAGCUCACACAUCCAGACAAAGACACCCUUGAGAAUGCACAGGCCUCACUUCAGGAUAUGCUGUCACAAGCAGCGCAGGAGAGUAACGGCACCAUCCCAGCCAAGCUCAAUGAGCAUCAGGAAAGAAUCACAUCGGCCAUGGAGGGUGCAGGAAAGAAGAGGCAAGGGAAUGACGGAAGUUUUGUUGAUCAGCCGUCUCAUCCUGCCGCUUCGCCAUUAAGCCAGCCAGCGCCAGUCCCGGCACCGCCGCCAGCAGCAGGAGGUGGAGCAUGCGGCACGGCAGGCGGCCCAUAUACAGUACCGCAAGGGUUUGACGCGGCAGUUGCGGUGGAUGAAGCUACGGUGAGACUGCCGGCGUAG
This is a messenger RNA of Prorocentrum cordatum, 570 nucleotides long. NCBI's taxonomy places the organism in Eukaryota, Dinophyceae, Prorocentrales, Prorocentraceae. The record is from the annotation of a GenBank genome assembly.